Molecule: messenger RNA, 3289 nt
Organism: Cimex lectularius (bed bug)
Lineage: Eukaryota; Metazoa; Arthropoda; Insecta; Hemiptera; Cimicidae
Exons: 10
Coding region: 1491-2600 (369 amino acids)
Source: RefSeq, a predicted model, not a curated record
UUAAAAAUGAGAUGGCUGGCGCCAACACUAUGUAAGAAUGGGUAAACAAUAUUAGAGGCUCCAUUCAGAAGUCGAGCUAGAGUUGGUUCCGUGAAAUUUCGCAAUAAGCGACAUGGAACAUUAAAAUUAAACUGUCCAGGAAAGAACCAAAGAGCAGAUGAUGCGACGCUAGUAUCUAGCCUAAUCAAUUGGAGCUUUUUUUAAAAUUAUAUAUGUGCUAGAAUACAAUAAAUACCACACUCCUUUGUUCUGGACCUUCAAAUUUUGACACAACUAUUAUGUGAGGACCAAACAACGCUUGUCUAUUCCAAAUGACUUUUGACUAGAAUGUCGGAAUAGCCAAUAUUUGAUGGCAAGAGAUUUUUAAAAUAAAUCUUCGGUCGUUCGUUGAACAAACCUGAGAUUUCUAUACGCUGUGAUAAAAUCAUAAUAAUUGCGUCAAUCGCCUUUGGAAUUAAAAAUGACCCCGUGGUAGGUUAUCUUAUCUACCUCAUCAAUGAUAUUAUUAUAGAUUUUGUACGAAAUACAUGUGUCAUCAUGAUAAUUUAUAACUCUACGUUUUAUUCAGUUCAGAACCUCUUGGAAGAAGGUGGCAUUCACUAGCAAAUAAACCUCUCUCAAAAAUAUUAAAUUAUCUGCUAGAAAAAACCAUGACCAUAUUUUUAUUGCAAUACAAACACUAUAGAAAAUAUUUAAAAAAACAUAUAUAUAGCAUCAGUUGAUCCAUGUGGUCCAUUAAAAUCAACGUUAACAACCUCUGAAACUUCACCUUUUUUAAGAUAUAGUAAAUGAUCUUUAUGUAGGAUGGACUCAAACCAGCGGAACAAGAGGUCAACAAUACCGAGGCAUGUAGCUUAUUACCAAAUGUAAUAUUUUAUUCAAAAUACAAAUUUGAUUAAAAUAUGAAACAACUGAAAAAGAAAAAGGAAAAAGUUAAGUAAUGUUUUACGUAAAAGUUAAGUACGUAAGAAACAAAUAGAAGCAAAAUUUCUAAUAUAUUUUAAUUUUAUCUGAGCAUUUAGUAAUUUAAAGUAUUUAAAGUAAGUAUUUAAAUACUUUCACAAGUUAUUUACAUACCAUUUCAAGUGGAAAAGAUCUUGAGCACCUGCGCGAGAACAUAAAGAAAAAUUAUUCUUUUUAUUUUAUCAAGUUAUAGGUUCACUAACCGUCAGACCUACAGAAAAAAUCAGACAACUUUACUACUUUUUGGAGUGGUUUAAUUUCCUUUGAGACUAAUCCUUCUGAAUAUUCCAAGUAUUACGGUGAAAUAAAAAAUGUGCAUAUUAUUCACAAUUUCUCUGAAAAUUUCCAAAUCUGGUGAGGUUGAUUUUGUUGAGAUGGAAAGUGUCUAAUAUUUUAGACAGGGGAUUGGUUGCCAGCGAGUGGUAGAGGGCGUGGUAUGGGCAUAUAAAACCGCUUGCCGACUUUCACCGGCCUUAAUACAACAUUCUUGUUUGUACAAACCGUUCAAAAACACUAUCAACAAAACAAUGGCCAGCUACAGUUUCAACACGGCGGAAGAAAUGAGGAGGAAGAAUAACAUUUCCAAAUUCCUCGAGGGCCUGUUGGAUGAGGAGGAUAGGACGGAAGAAAGUGGCUCGACUCUGGAAUAUCCUGACUCGCCAUGUCCCGAUCAGAACAACGGAAAUGGAAAGAAUAAAUCGGUACUAAUGCUGGAUGUUGUGCAAAGUCCAAUAAGAAGUGGAUAUGCACAAUUGCAGUAUUUACCAUCCAGCGAGCUCGUCGCUUUAAGCGCUUAUCCCGAACUAAUACAAGAAAACAUGGAUAACAUAUUGAAAAUUCCAUUUUCAAUAAACAAUAUUAAGCAUAGCGAUUCGCUUGUAUACAUUUACACGGGAAUCCCGGCAGCCAAUGGAUUUUUUAAUUUGGCUGAUAUGCUACCAGAGGAACAAAUUGUUGAAUACAGAGGGUGGGUUUUCGAGAAACUCACUCUACAUCAACAAUUACUUCUGACAUUAAUGAAGUUAAAACUCGGCUUGACCGAUAAUCAACUAGCCCAAAGAUUUAAGUGUAGAUUGGAAACGGUGGCUAAUACGAUGGCUGUUUGGCUGUUCGCUAUACACGACAGACUGUUUUCUCUAUUCGUCGGAAUGUUUCGAUGUCCGAAUAUGCCGGCGAAUUUCCAGGGGCCGUUCAUUCUCCACACGGUCACGGUCCACGUAGAAACGCCGAAGAACAGCCAGUUGCCUCACACGACACCGAAAGAGCCGUAUACAGGCAUAAUUCUCACAAAUGCUUACGGUUUGCAUAUGUUCGCAAGCUAUUUAUACUGGUGGCAAUGCGAGAAGAGUUAUGCCAUCAAUGAAUGCAACGUGCUCGGAGUUCUGUCGGAUGGGGACGUCGUCGCAAUCGAUCGUGAAGUAUUGGACGAUGUGAUAAUUCCCGAAGGAGUGGUUACACAACCUAUAGAUUUGUGUGACAAUCAGGUCUUGUCUAAGCGAGACUCCUUGAACCAGCGCUUAAUGGAGUACGAAAUCAUACGAAGUAUUCCAUCAGACCUCACAGACUUGACAGAUGUCAUAUGGCAAGUGGUGGUGACAUUGGAUAAUUACUGCCAUUUCCAGACCUUCAUGAAUUGAAUGGCUGGGACACAUCCACUACGAGCCAUAACUGAUGAAGGAGUUUGCCUACUGGCAAGAGUGAAAACUGCUCCGUAAGGGGUAGAAGAUGGGAUGCGACAGUUGUGUAACGUCCGAAGUUUCUUCGAUACGCAGAGUACCACGACGAUUAAUCACGUAAUCUGAUCUGCAUACUAUUAUGGUAUUAUUAAUAAAAGAUACGAAUGCGUUAUUUAAUGGUUUGUUUUUAUGUUGGACGAUGCGAGAUUACUUGCCUGGAGAGGAGGAGAAGUUCAGUCGGAAUUAAGGAUAGAAGAUGGGAUGUGACAGUUGUGUAACGUCCGAGUUUCUUCCAUACGCAGAGUGCCACGACGAUUAUUCACGUAAUCUGAUCUAUAAACUAUUUUUUACAGAAGAUACGAAUGCGUUAUUUAAUGGUUUAUUUUUAUUUUCGACGAUGCGACAUUACAUGCCUGGAGAGGAGAAGUUCAUUCAGAAUUAAGUACUGCUGAUUAUUAUGUAUUAUACCUUUGUUAUUUAUUUUAAUGUUUUAAUUUAUUUUAGAAUAACAGGUGUAAAAUGAAAUCCACAUACUUUAUAUUUCAUUGUAAAAUUAAAUACAAAAACUAUUGUCUUUUUAUGAGCGAGUUUGUAUUGUAUAAUAAUUGGUCAGGUAUAAAGAUUAUAAUUUCACUUACGCUUUAAAUUUG